UGGCACUGCCUGCCGUGUGACUGGCCCUUUAACAGCUGAGGAAGGGGCUGCCCCCGGAGGAGGAGGAGGGAGCUGCCUCUGUCUGGUUUGUUUGUAUCUGCCGUACACUGCUGUGGAUGUGCCGGACAUGUAAGCAUCGCCUGCACCGACAUGGACCGGGCCAGCCUUCCCGGGGGCGUGCGGGGGGACCCGGGGCAGCUCAUCCACAGAGCCCUGGACUUCAAGACCCACGGGGCGCAGUGCUACAAGGACAAGAAGUACCGGGAGGCCAUCGGCAAGUACCACCGGGCGCUGCUGGAGCUGAAGGGGCUGCCGGCGGAGCAGGACGGCCAGGAGCCCCGGCUAACGGAGGAGCAGCGGAGUGCGGCGGAGAGCAUCGAGGUGGACUGCUACAACAGCCUGGCAGCAUGUCUUCUGCAAGCUGAGCUGGUGAACUAUGAGCGGGUUAAGGAAUACUGCCUGAAGGUCCUCAAGAAGGAAGGAGAGAACUUCAAGGCCUUGUACAGAUCUGGAGUAGCUUUUUACCACCUGGGAGACUAUGACAAAGCACUGUUCUACUUGAAGGAAUCCAAGAGCCGGCAACCAACAGAUACGAACGUCAUCCGAUACAUCCAGUUGGCAGAAAUGAAGCUCAGUAGAUGUUCCCAAAGAGAAAAGGAGUUAUCAUAAUUAAGAAAUCUAUUUGCCAAUGGGAUCACAUGACUGUUUUAUCACUGCGAGCUGUGCGGGUCAGGGGUCCUGUAUACCUGACCAGUUCCACUGCUUUUUAUUGUUUUUAGUUAUUUGGGGGUACCUGGGCUGGAUGCAUCUUUGCUUGGGUCCCCUGAACCUUUACUGCCAAGACGGCCAGGAGACGCGAAGGACCUGGAAAUGUAAUUUACUGUAUGUGUAAUUCUGUCCUCUGCUGCAAUGCACUCUGCCACCUGCUUGCACCCGCUAUGUUGAAAAGGGAAGGAGGGGGUGGUGAUGUCGACAGGGUGCAGAUUUCACCUUAAACCCUCAUUUAUUUUUUUAUUUGCUUAUGGGUCAAACAGUUUUUAUCUUAAAAGUGUCUUCUGCAUCAUGUGAAGUCUUUCCGGCCCGGCUUGUCACCGUAAGCUAAUUUUAUAGAUCUGUAAUUGUUAGAAACACUUCUACUGCUAAGGGCGAAAGCUCCAGCCCAAUUACAGAACAGGGGCAGGAAGCGGGCACUUUACCAAUGGCCGCAGUCCUGAUUACAGAGUAUAUCCUGCCCACAGCCCAUCCAGCACUGAUUACAGGGAGCAUUACUGUACAGUACUUCCCAUAGCGAUGCUAAGUUCUUCAUUACAACAACCUGUAGCCGAAAUCUAGAACAUUUCAUCUAAUAGGGAACAGACGUUCCUGAGCUUUUAACUAUACACAGGGCUUUCAUGGCUCCCCGCUUCUGAGCUGCAUGUUACAGAUUGUUGUAUGCUUUGAAGAAUGAGGACACGUACCUGACAACCUGUCUUUUUAUGUUAGAUUGUACAGUUUUCGCCUUUUACUACUGCAAUAGCCUGGGUUCAUUAACUUGAAUUAAAGAAGUACUUCGGGAAAACAUGAAUUCAAAGUA
Messenger RNA from Bufo bufo (common toad), 1573 nucleotides. It is a transcript of the gene TTC9, whose product is annotated as tetratricopeptide repeat domain 9. Bases 151 to 669 code for a protein of 172 amino acids. The transcript is spliced from 3 exons. Lineage: Eukaryota; Metazoa; Chordata; Amphibia; Anura; Bufonidae. The record is from RefSeq and is a predicted model, not a curated record. Gene Ontology annotation, molecular function: protein binding.